Messenger RNA from Paramisgurnus dabryanus, 1417 nucleotides. RefSeq names its product protein tyrosine phosphatase mitochondrial 1 (gene ptpmt1). Gene Ontology annotation, biological process: protein dephosphorylation. Lineage: Eukaryota; Metazoa; Chordata; Actinopteri; Cypriniformes; Cobitidae. The record is from RefSeq and is a predicted model, not a curated record. Gene Ontology annotation, molecular function: phosphoprotein phosphatase activity; phosphatidylglycerophosphatase activity; phosphatidylinositol-4,5-bisphosphate 5-phosphatase activity.
AGCUGUUCUGGAUGGUCAGGUAGAGGCGUCGAGGAAAAACUUAGCAUGUAGUAGUUAUUUUGGAGUAGUGAGAAAUGAAACUCGUGUGACGUGAUUGACAAAAACCCGUGAAAAACAAACUCAUAUGACAGGUGUAACUUUGUAUGUGUCGUGUGUUAUAUGAGAAAUAAUGUCGGGUCUACCAUCAAGGAUUUUAUUUUAUCCCACACUCGCUUACAAUGUCGUCAUGGAAAAGAUCAGCUCGAGACAGUGGUUCAAUCGGGUAGAUCAGACUGUCAUACUUGGUGCCCUUCCGUUUAAAUCAAUGACAGAAGAGCUCGUCCAAAAAGAAAAAGUAAGAGGAGUUAUUACAAUGAAUGAAGAAUUUGAAACGAAAUAUUUCUGCAAUUCAGCCGAGGAGUGGCAAGAUGCAGGCGUGGAGCAAAUCAGACUCAGCACAGUGGACCUGGUAGGUGUUCCUAGUCUAGAGUACAUCCACCAGGGUGUUGAGUUUGCCUUAAGACAUCGAGAGCAAGGCACCAGUGUCUAUAUUCACUGCAAGGCUGGCCGCUCACGCAGUGCGACUAUUGCAGCUGCAUACCUUAUCAGGCUACAUGGUUGUACUCCAGAGGAGGCAUAUAAGAUGCUAGUGUCAAUCCGGCCUCACGUUUUGAUACAUUCAGGGCAGCUGGAUAUGUUGCAGAAAUACUACAAGGAAGUGUUUGGCUCAGAGUCCAGCUAGAAGAUACAAAACAAAAAUGCUGACAUGUAUGCUGAAAACAUACUUUGUGUGUGAAACAUGUUUUCCAUAGAUCUUUAAUGUUGUUUUUUUUGAGUGAUUUUCUAUAAAGACUUUUAAGAAUUUGUAUGCUAUACGUACAUAAAGACACACUGUAUGUUUAAUAAGCGUUUGAGAUCAUUAUGUGACAUUAUUUUAAACUGUGAUUAUAUCCAUUUGGGUCAGCAGCUACAUUGUGAAUAAAACAGUCUUGUUCUAUUACCAUUUUAUAUUUUUAGCUAUUUUAGGCAGUACAUUGCUAAAUCAUAUUUAUUUUUUACUGAUUUUACAUAAUUGGUGUGUUUGUAUUAUGACUUCUUUACAAUCCACACAAAAGCCUGUUUCACUGUCUUUUCUAUAGCUCUUUUCCUUCAUUUGAUUUUUUUUAUAAUGGUACACCAUAUUUACAGAAUUGAAGGAAUGCUUUGUCAGCUAAGCUGAGAACAGAUCAAUUUAUUACCAGGGUCUUUGUUUGACAAAACUACCUUUCUACAUAGCCGUAUCAUCAUCGUGCUUACUUAGCAAACCAAAGCUUUGUAAUAAUUUUAUUACGUUAGUCAAUCGUUUUGCACUUUAAUAAAAUAGACAUAUGUACAUCUGUUCGCGUACUGACUUUGAAAACUGUUUGAAAUACAUUUUAAUAAAUGUUAUGAAAAAGAA